AUGAGCGAAAAGUGUGCGACGAAAUCAUGUGGCGCCGUGGAGACAGAGAUAACUCAAGAUGAUAUGAGAAAAGUGAUCAUGGAAAAGUUCAAUCCUGUCCAUUGCGAAGUGGAUGAUCUGGGAACAUGUGGAACAUCUUAUCAAGUCAUCAUUGUUUCUGAUAUCUUCGAAGGAAAGAAAACCCUAGAAAAGCAUAAGAUCGUCAAUGAAGCUCUCUCCGAGCAGAUUGCUCGUCUCCAUGCCUUCUCCCAAAAAUCAUACACACCUGCGCAAUGGGAAAAGAAACAGGGCCAAGCCUCCUAG
This is a messenger RNA of Oikopleura dioica, 303 nucleotides long. NCBI's taxonomy places the organism in Eukaryota, Metazoa, Chordata, Appendicularia, Copelata, Oikopleuridae. The record is from the annotation of a GenBank genome assembly.